Messenger RNA from Heteronotia binoei (common prickly gecko), 2595 nucleotides. RefSeq names its product establishment of sister chromatid cohesion N-acetyltransferase 2 (gene ESCO2). The record is from RefSeq and is a predicted model, not a curated record. NCBI's taxonomy places the organism in Eukaryota, Metazoa, Chordata, Lepidosauria, Squamata, Gekkonidae. The transcript is spliced from 10 exons. Bases 16 to 2073 code for a protein of 685 amino acids. Gene Ontology annotation, cellular component: nucleus; chromatin. Gene Ontology annotation, molecular function: protein-lysine-acetyltransferase activity. Gene Ontology annotation, biological process: mitotic sister chromatid cohesion.
AAAACCUGUGUUUAAAUGUUUCUGAUUUCUAGGCACUUUACUGAAGACAUGGCAAACGUUACUCCAAGAAAAAGAAAAUACAGUUCUUCUACUUCUGAUUGCUGGCAGUUAGUAUAUGGAAAUCCAGUAAAAAAACUGAUGCUGGAGUUCACUGAGGAUCAGUCCAUGGUGAAGAUGCCUGCAGGUCACUGUGUUGCAUCUCUGAGAAAGCAAACUCCUGACUUUCAAGAUAAUGAUAAAGAGAACCACCAUUUGCUCCAGAGGUCAACCAAAUCACAGAAUUUGGAUUCAUCUCCACUACAGACAGCCAGUGUGCCAGGGAGAAUACUAAGGGAGUUCCAGCAGAGAGCAUCCCCUCUAUCUGAGACUACACACAGUUCCAUUGUAUCCUCCAGCUCCUUUUAUAGCAAAGGGAAACCAUAUCUCAGUAUACUGGAGAGAAAGCUGGCCAAUGAAAGCCUUCCUCUUGGUGCAAGAAAAGAUGAAGGCAACUUACCUAUUGCCAACAAGACAGAGAUAGCCCAGGUGAAAAUAAUGCCAGCCAUGAAAACCAACUCAAAAACAUCUAAGCGCUCAGUAGCUUCAAGGCAGGCCAAGACUUUGUCAAGAAAUGCCAAAAAGGCUAAAACAGACAGAAUCCCAGCAAAGCCUGUUCAACAGAAAGAAAAUGUUAAUUCUGUUGUUGAAAAGAAAAUGGAAACUCCUUCCAGAAUCUUAAGCAUGAAGUUCAAACCCGUGCUGAAACUCCAAACAGGUGCAGCAUUCUUCAACACUGGGAAGAAGAGGUCCUUUGGCUCUAAGAAGGAGCUUUCCUCUCCAUCAUCUCAGCACUCUGUCAACAAGUCUGUGAUGAAGGAGAAGCAGGUCAGAGUCCAAGCCUGUACAGAACCCCAUUUGUCCACCAAAAGCAAAGCUGUUGAGGUUGGCAGAAAAAGAAACCAAAUCUAUGAGGCCCAAAAUCAGGAGAAACAAGACCAUAUGGAAGAUAGUGGGACACUGUCCUCUAACGCAAGCCAAGAUAUGAAGACAGUAUGUGAACUGAACCUUUUGCAGAAAACUGAGGUCUGCCAGCUUCCUCACUCUGAUUGCUCAAACACCAUAGAUCAAAAGGCAAUUGAUAUGGAGGUCUCUAAAGAGAUCUCAGAAGGACCAUCCAAAAACAGGGAUGAGUAUGAGAAUGCUUCUUCCAGUAGGAUUCCCACUGAGAUUACUAAGUCAUCCUCUGCGGCAAAUCCUUUUUUGAGUAUACCUUCUAGCAACAGAAAAAGGCUGCCAGUUCUCCCAGAUGAGCAGACUGCACUCAUGGAGCACAGUCCUGUUGUGCAGAAAGUUCCUGCCAUACUGAAAACCAGCAAAAAGGCAAAGGAAUUGCGCAAAGACUUAAAAGAUCAGAUGGUCAUUGAUGCUGGUCAGAAACAUUUUGGUGCCACUGUUUGCAAAGCAUGUGGCAUGGUUUACUCAGCUGCCAACCCAGAGGAUGAAACACAGCAUGUACAGUACCACCAGAGGUUCCUUGAGGGAAUAAAAUACGUGGGCUGGAAGAAUGAACGCGUAGUUGCAGAAUUCUGGGAUGGGAAAAUUAUCUUGGUCCGGCACGGUGAUCCAAAAUAUGCCACCAAAAAAGUGGAAGAGGUACGGGAGCUAGUCGAUAAUGAACUUGGGUUUAAACAGGUGACUCUGGCCUCUCCAACUCAGACUCAAACAUACCUGUUUAUAUCAUUUAACAAGAUAGUUGGCUGUUUAAUAGCUGAACCAGUCAGGCAGGCUUUUCGAGUGCUUUCUGAGCCAGCAGAAUCUCCCACUAAGAACAGCCUGGAGCAUCAUCGUGCCUGGUGCUGCUCAACAAAGCCAGAAAAAGUGGUCUGUGGGGUCAGUAGAAUCUGGGUGUUUAGCCUGAUGCGGAGAAAGGGCAUUGCCAGACACUUGGUAGAUGCUGUCAGGCAUACAUUUGUAUUUGGCUCUUGCCUAAGCACCGAUGAAAUCGCCUUUUCAGAUCCCACACCAGAUGGCAAGUUGUUUGCAGCCAAAUAUUGCCAAACCCCUAACUUCCUUGUUUAUAAUUUUCUUAAUUAGGGCUGUGCAAUUUCAGUAUGUUUCAGUGAAGUUACUGAUAGAUUUAUCUUUUCAUUGGGGAAAGAUGCCUGUUCUUCAGGGAGGUUAAGACUGAGAUGUAGUGGUGUUCAGUGUUAACUGAGGAAUGGUAUCAAGUUGCUAUUGUUUUCUGUAAAGUUUAUUACUGGAAUUCAAGCUUCUAAAUUUGAUUUAGAAGAGAAUUCUGACUAAUACUGUCUAGUUUCUCUGGUUAUUGUCAGCUGCCUAGAUCUGUUGCCUUUUGGUUCCCAUCAGGUUCUUGGCAAACCAGAUGGGUUGCUAGUAGCUGGGCUUCUAGGUGUGAGGAAAUGGACAUGUGUGUGGAGUUUUAUGCUGCUAUGAACGAAUUACUAUAUUUUUGUACCUGGUGGUAGAUGUGCAACACUGGGACUAAUCCUGAAGUGUUUCAUGUGAAGGUAAAAACUGCAUGGCUACAAAGCGCUGAAUUUCUUGCACUAGAUUUUGAGUUGAUCACAUCUGUUCAAAUAAAUAUUUGUGAAUUAA